AUGGAAGAAGAAGGAGGCCAAGAUGCGCUGGUCGACUACAACAGCGAUAGCAGCUUUAUUACGGUAAUAGAUAGAGAAGCAAAAGAUAAAAACGAGGAGACAGUAAGAAAAGAUAGAGAAGCAAAAGACAAGAAGGAGACUGAAGCAAAGGGUGCAAUCCCGAAACGCGGCAAACCAAAGAUAAUAGAAAACAUAGAUGUGAAUAGAGAAUGGGCUGAAAAUCGUCCUGUACUACCUAUAGGGACAAAGAUACUUUACGAGAAACAAGAAAAGAUGGUUGAGAAAAUGGACAAUUUGAUGCAGAUGCUGGAUAAAGUAAUGAAGAAGGCCACCGAGAUGAUGGAGAAUAUGGUGGAAGUCUCCCGUUUAAACUUAGAGAAAGAAAAAGUUAAACUUAGACGUUUAGAGAACAAGAGAUUAGAUCUGCACUUUAUCAGGCUGUGUCAAUUAAUGUACCAGAGCUGA
Molecule: messenger RNA, 465 nt
Organism: Temnothorax curvispinosus
Lineage: Eukaryota; Metazoa; Arthropoda; Insecta; Hymenoptera; Formicidae
Exons: 3
Coding region: 1-465 (154 amino acids)
Source: RefSeq, a predicted model, not a curated record